UAGGCAGGGACAGCAGGAGAGGCGCGCAGAGCACGGGGAGGGGACGAGUGUAUAUUUAGAAAGCGGGAAGGCGAUGCGGUAAGGAGCCGCAGAGACCAGCGGGGAGCUGGGAGCGCACGGAGAGGGGGAGUUCCGCUUCCUCCCGCCCCCGCUGCUCCCGGCGCGCAGAGCACAGCCGGCCCGUCCCGGCGCCCAGGUGCCCCGCGCCCCUCGGCGGCGCCAGCUGGCUCCAGCCCCGCUCGGGUCGCUGUCGUCAGGCUCCUCCUCCCUCCCCCGAAAGGGACUGGCUCUGCUCCUGGCAAAACCGGGCUUCCCGGGAGAUGUGCUGAGCGCUCGUCCCGCAGCCUCGGUGCGCCCCGGACGCGCCGCCGACCCCCCGCGCACGCCCUGGACUGGUACCCGGCAUCCUGCGUCCACAUGAGCGCCGCUCCCAGCACACCCAGCGCCAAGCCGGCUCCCCCACCUGCCCCGCCGAGCGCAAAGUGCUGAGAGUUCUCCGGGCCGCCCCCCUGGGGCCCCGGGCAGCGACGCCGGGAGCGGGAGCAGCGGAAGAAAAACAAGCGGGCGCGCCGCGAGCCCCACGGGGGCGGCCAGUCGGGCGGCGGCCGCGGGCCGAGCCGGAGGAGCAGCUCCCGGCCAAGUUCGGACUCCGGCGGCGGCGCCGGGCAACCCCCUCCGCCGAGCGCCCCGCGCGCCUAGCCAGGACCCGGGGUUGGGGGGAGCCGCCUCCAGGCGGGAGCGCGGCGGCGCCGCCAGGGAGCCCCCAUGCCGGCGGCCAACAUGAUGGAGAACCUGCAGCUGCCCGCCCUGCAGGUGCCCGAGCCGCAGGGCGCGCCCGACGGCAGCCCUGUCUGGUCCAGCUCGUCCACCCCCACGCUGCGCCGCCGGCGCUUCAAGAUGCGCCGCAUGAAGAACGUGCAGGAGCAGAGCCUGGAGGCCGGGCUGGCCCGGGACCUGCCGGGCAAGGAGUUCUUGCAGCUGCCGUCCAUCGAGAUCACGCCGUCCAGCGACGAGGACACGCCGUGGUCCAACUGCUCCACGCCCAGCGCGUCCCCGCGCCGAAAGCGCUUCCUCCUCCGCAAGUGGCUGCGGGUGCGGGAGCGGAAGGAGUGCAGCGACAGCAGCAGUCAGCAGAGCAGCCAGCAGAGCAGCCACGACGAUGACUCCGGCCGACUCCUGAGCCCUCAGGUGCGGGAAGAAAGCACUGCCAGUAACUCCAACCGCAGCACGCCCGCCUGCUCCCCCAUCCUCCGGAAACGGUCGCGCUCGCCCACCCCCCAGAACCCGGACGGCGAAGCCAUGGUGGAGAAGGGCUCGGACCACUCCUCGGACAAGUCUCCGUCCACGCCGGAGCAGGGCGUGCAGCGCAGCUGCUCCUCGCAGUCCGGCCGCAGCGGGGGCAAGAACUCCAAGAAAAGCCAGAGCUGGUAUAACGUGCUGAGCCCCACAUACAAGCAGAGAAACGAAGACUUCCGGAAGCUCUUCAAGCAGCUUCCGGACACGGAGCGUCUCAUCGUGGAUUACUCCUGCGCGCUGCAGAGAGACAUUCUUCUCCAAGGCCGACUCUACCUCUCUGAGAACUGGAUCUGCUUCUACAGCAACAUCUUCCGCUGGGAAACCCUGCUGACCGUCCGAUUGAAAGACAUCUGCUCCAUGACGAAAGAGAAGACAGCUCGCCUCAUCCCCAAUGCCAUCCAAGUCUGCACUGACUCCGAAAAGCACUUUUUCACUUCCUUCGGGGCCCGGGAUCGGACGUACAUGAUGAUGUUCCGGCUCUGGCAGAAUGCACUCCUCGAGAAGCCCCUGUGCCCCAAGGAGCUGUGGCACUUCGUGCACCAGUGCUAUGGCAACGAGCUGGGCCUGACGAGCGACGACGAGGACUACGUGCCCCCCGACGACGACUUCAACACGAUGGGCUACUGUGAGGAGAUCCCGGUGGAGGAGAACGAGGUGAACGAUAGCUCGUCCAAGAGCAGCGUCGAGACCAAGCCGGACGCCAGCCCGCAGCUGCCCAAGAAGUCCGUCACCAACAGCACCCUGACAUCCACCGGGAGCAGCGAGGCCCCCGUCUCGGUGCGUGGCCGGCCCCGGCCCCGGCCACCCCGCCUGCCUGCCCGCCUGCAGCCCGUGUCCCCAGCUCAGUUUGAUGGGCUGCCCCUGGAGGAGGAGGUGCUAGACAGGGAUUCGGCCCUGGAGAAGGAGCUGGCCAUGGACGGCAUCAUCGGGGAGAAGCUGGACAUCACGGCACCCGUCACCUCCCCGUCGCUGGACUUCAACGACAACGAGGACAUCCCCACCGAGCUCAGCGACUCCUCGGACACCCACGACGAAGGGGAGGUCCAGGCCUUCUACGAGGACCUGAGCGGCCGGCAGUAUGUGAACGAAGUCUUCAACUUCAGCGUGGACAAGCUCUACGAUCUCCUCUUCACUGACUCCCCGUUCCAGCGCGACUUCAUGGAGCAGCGCCGCUUCUCGGAUAUCAUCUUCCACCCCUGGAAGAAGGAGGACAGCGGGGACCAGAGCCGAGUGAUCCUCUACACCAUCACCCUCACCAACCCCCUGGCUCCCAAAAGUGCCACCGUCAGGGAGACUCAGACCAUGUACAAGGCCAGCCAGGAGAGCGAGUGCUACGUGGUGGACGCCGAGGUCCUCACUCACGACGUGCCGUACCACGACUACUUCUACACCAUCAACCGCUACACCCUCACCCGUGUGGCUCGGAACAAGAGUCGGCUCAGGAUCUCCACGGAGCUGCGCUACCGGAAACAGCCCUGGGGCUUGGUGAAAUCCUUCAUCGAGAAGAACUUCUGGAGUGGGCUGGAGGAUUACUUCCGCCAUUUAGAGACGGAGCUGACCAAGACCGAGAGUGCGUACCUGGCCGAGAUGCACCGGCAGUCUCCCAAGGAGAAGGUCAGCAAGCCUGCGGCCGUGCGGAGGAGGAAGCGGCCCCACGCGCACCUGCGGGUCCCACACCUGGAGGAGGUGAUGAGCCCGGUCACCACCCCCACGGACGAGGACGUGGGCCGCCGGAUCAAGCACGUGGCAGGCUCCACUCAGACCCGGCACAUCCCUGAGGACGCCCCUGCUGGCUUCCACCUGCACAGUGUCUCCAAGCUGCUGCUGGUGAUCAGCUGUGUCCUGGUCCUGCUGGUCAUCCUGAACAUGAUGCUCUUCUACAAGCUCUGGAUGCUGGAAUACACCACCCAGACGCUCACCGCCUGGCAGGGGCUGCGGCUCCAGGAAAGGGGUCUGGGAGCACAGGACGGUCUGCUGAGCGUAACUCCAGCUGCCGGGGCGCCCCUUCUUCUAACCCACAGGUUACCCCAGUCCCAGACAGAAUGGGCACAGCUCCUAGAGUCCCAACAGAAGUACCACGACACGGAGCUCCAGAAAUGGAGAGAAAUCAUCAGAUCCUCAGUGAUGCUCCUCGAUCAGAUGAAGGACUCACUUAUCAAUCUCCAGAACGGCAUCCGGUCCCGGGACUCCACGGCCGAGAGCAACGAGAAGAGGAACAGCUACCACUGAGCAGGCAGGCGCAGGGAGGCUGCCGAGACCGUGCAAUGCGUGUGGUGUAUGUGCCCCGUCUCUCCCGCCAUCGCCCCGGCCCCUGGCCGCUAGGCCGCGGAACAGUCAUCCCCGGCACCCCGGCUUCCUUGGGCCCUCACCCCCAAGCCCUAGCAGGCUGGCCCUACGCCCCUCCACCUCUGGGUUUUCUUCCAGAAGAUGCAUUUUGGAUCCGGGCAGAGCACUGCCGCUGUUUUCGCUGUCUUUCCUGGAAGCCGUCUCUGCGUCCCCCCACCCGCCUCCCCGCCACGGAGCAGACCUUUGCACACGGUGUAGAGAGCGCCCCUCCCCCCUCUCUGCCCGCCCUUGUUACCUCACUCCUGCUCCGGCUGUCCCGUCCUCGCCGCUCUGGGCCCAGCCAGCUCAGGGGGCCUGGGCGCGGUUUUCUAUUGUGACCUGAGGCCCUCGGCCGGCCGGGGAGCCUGGACUGGAGGCCGGGCUCCUGGCCGGAAGCACCUUCGCCUACCAAGAGGAACUGAUGCCAGACAAUCUCCCCCAACAUGUGAAGGCGGAAAGGACACUCAUCCUGCCACACGGCGCUGCCCAGGCCCAGUGGCGGCCGCGGCCCCGUCGGGAACCUAGGCCCUGGACUUGGGUACCCCGUGCCGAGGUCUCAUCACCGACGCAGUCAUUUUGCCAACAGUAGUUGUGUGGCCCGCAUCUCCCCGCCAGAUCACUCUCUGCAUGGACCAGACCAUCUUCCCAAACCCAUGGUGCUUACCCCCCGCCCCCACCCCCACCACACACACACACACACACACACACACACACUCACACUCACACUCAGUGGAGACUCGUGGGGAAGAACGGGCCCGAGGCCAGAGUGCCUCUGGAUCUUCCUGACGGGGGCGGGGUGGGUGAGGCGAGGCGGAGGGAGCGGCCCCCCCAGCCUGCACGGCGCCAGCUCUGGGUGGGAAUCUAGCCUGGCGCAUCCGGCAGGGGUCCGGCCACCUGUGUUUGGAUCUCUAACUGUAUCUGCCUGGCGCUGGGCGCAAGGUCUGGAAACUUAACUGCUAGUUCCUAGAAACAUACAAGGCUUCCCAGCCAAAUCUUACUGUAAAGUAGCUAGAAUCAUGGAAGUACAGUAUGAAUUAAAAGACAAAAGUAUUGAAUUACA
This is a messenger RNA of Sorex araneus (European shrew), 4681 nucleotides long. It is a transcript of the gene GRAMD1B, whose product is annotated as GRAM domain containing 1B. Gene Ontology annotation, molecular function: sterol binding; sterol transfer activity. Gene Ontology annotation, cellular component: plasma membrane; endoplasmic reticulum-plasma membrane contact site; endoplasmic reticulum membrane. The coding region runs from base 766 to 3525 and encodes 919 amino acids. The transcript is spliced from 22 exons. The record is from RefSeq and is a predicted model, not a curated record. Gene Ontology annotation, biological process: intracellular sterol transport. NCBI's taxonomy places the organism in Eukaryota, Metazoa, Chordata, Mammalia, Eulipotyphla, Soricidae.